AUGCAGCGCAAUAGUCUUGUAAAUAUCAAGCUGAACGCUAACUCGCCAUCGGGAAAGGCCACAACAAGACCAAAUACGUCCAAGAUCAAUAAACCAUGGAGGAUAUCCCAUUCACCACAGCAAAGGAACCCAAACUCAAAAAUACCUUCACCUGUACGAGAAAAAUUGAACAAAUUACCUGUAAACAAUAAGAAAUUUUUGGAAAUGGAAAACUCCAAAAUCCCAUCACCCGUAAGGAAAGCAACUUCCUCCAAAAUGACACACGAAAAUAAGAAGUUACCUAAGUUCAAAUCACUAUCUCUCGAUGAUUUUGAACUAGGGAAAAAAUUAGGAAAAGGUAAGUUCGGCAAAGUUUAUUGCGUUCGCCACAGAAGCACAGGAUACAUUUGCGCACUGAAAGUAAUGGAGAAGGAGGAAAUAAUAAAGUACAACCUGCAAAGACAAUUUAGAAGAGAGGUAGAAAUACAAACAUCAUUAAACCAUCCGAAUUUAACUAAAUCGUACGGCUAUUUUCAUGAUGAGAAAAGAGUAUAUCUGCUAAUGGAAUACUUGGUUAAUGGGGAAAUGUAUAAACUAUUGAGGUCGCAUGGACCCUUCAACGAUAUCUUAGCGUCAGAUUAUAUUUAUCAAAUUGCCAACGCCCUGGAUUAUAUGCAUAAGAAAAAUAUCAUUCACAGAGACAUCAAACCUGAAAAUAUACUAAUAGGAUUCAAUAACGUUAUUAAAUUGACGGACUUCGGAUGGAGUAUAAUAAAUCCUCCAGAAAGCAGAAGAAAAACAGUUUGUGGGACAAUUGACUACCUUUCUCCAGAAAUGGUGGAAUCAAGGGAAUAUGAUCACACUAUAGAUGCAUGGGCCCUUGGUGUCCUGGCAUUUGAACUACUUACUGGUGCGCCGCCGUUCGAAGAAGAAAUGAAAGAUACCACAUAUAAGAGAAUAGCUGCAUUGGAUAUCAAAAUCCCUAGCAAUGUCUCUCAAGAUGCGCAAGAUUUAAUACUUAAGCUAUUAAAAUACGACCCCAAAGAUAGAAUGCGACUUGGUGACGUAAAAAUGCAUCCUUGGAUAUUAAGAAACAAGCCCUUUUGGGAAAAUAAGCGAUUAUAG
Messenger RNA from Saccharomyces paradoxus, 1104 nucleotides. RefSeq names its product aurora kinase (gene IPL1). The record is from RefSeq and is a predicted model, not a curated record. Gene Ontology annotation, molecular function: ATP binding; protein kinase activity. NCBI's taxonomy places the organism in Eukaryota, Fungi, Ascomycota, Saccharomycetes, Saccharomycetales, Saccharomycetaceae. The transcript has a single exon. Gene Ontology annotation, biological process: regulation of cytokinesis; protein phosphorylation; mitotic spindle organization. Gene Ontology annotation, cellular component: spindle microtubule; chromosome passenger complex; spindle midzone. Bases 1 to 1104 code for a protein of 367 amino acids.